UCAUUUGUCAAUCACAUAACUCAAAUGCUUCAGAAAUUAACAAUAAAAUAUUAAAUCUUUAUCAGAAAAAAUAUAUAAUGAAUAAUAUCAUACUAUACUUGUCAUGAUUUUUAUGGGUACUUGUAAUAAUGACUUCAGUUUUGUCAAAAUGAUAUUGUAGAAACUACUCACUUUUAUGAAUUGUUAGUACGAUAAUAUCAUCAUCGUAGAUAAUAAUUUUCCAAUUGAAAAUGGAAAGCGUAGAAAAAUGUGGUUUACAGCCACAAACUUUGUCACAUAACUAUGAUAGAGUUGAGCCAGAUUGGCCACACAAUGAAAUUGUUUCUCCUAACUCAAACAAUUCUACCUUGCUUUACAUUGCGGUGGAAUAUGUGAAAGAUGAAUUGAAGGGAGAUUCAAAUCCAAAUAUAUCAUCAUGUGAAAACUUUAUGAAUUUGCAGGAACAUGUCGGUUCUUUUGAUCCAAAUAUGAAUUCGAUUGCUGAGUACAGUCCAGUUUAUAAUGAUCCUAAUAAUUAUAAUCCUGUUGUUAUUCAUCACCUGGUUUCUUCAGAUGCCAUUGAAGAAAGUAGUGCAUUUGUUAACGCACCAGAUACUAAUUCUUCUCUUGAAACUAUACCAACAGUUUUGUAUGAUACUGGUAUAGACAAUGUCGGUGAACAGUAUUUACAGGUAGAAAAUUCUACAAGUUUACAUAAUGGUCAAAAUUCAUCUGAAACUAGUAAAGAAUCAGGAGUCGAAAUACUUAUAACAGAUCAAGCUACAGGUAUUUCUUACAGUGUUUGCAGUCAGGAGUUAUUAGUGAAACAGGAGCAACUUUUGGAAGCAUUAUCCCCAGGCCCUUUGUUAGAUUCUGAAUUAUUGAUGAUAGAUGAAAGCACUUUAAAAAAUAAUUUGCCGCAAGAUUUAAUCAAUGGAGAUGUUAGUACAGGUGAAGAUAAUAAUAUCGUCUCAAAUUUCAUCUCCGAUUUUUCUGCUGAGAAAGAAAAAUUUGACAAUAACAUAGAAGAAUUUCAUAAAUUGAGAAAAAAGACGGUACCAGAUGAAUUAGAAUGUGAGGAUAAGUUAAUGUCAAGAGUUUUUAAUAUUGUCGAUAAACCAAUUCCAUCACGAGCUAGAGCAACGCUUCCUGAAACUUACUUGAAGAUUAUGAAAGUGGGAGAAGAAUGGGCUGUGUUUGCUAAGAAAUGUAUAAGAAAAAGGACUCAGUUUGGACCAGUUCAGGGCAUAUUGAAAAACAGGGAAGAUAUUGUGUCUGGUGAUAAGAAGUUGGAACUUUUAUUGAAAGAUGAUGAAGAUAGAACCUUAGGUUUAGAUAUAUCUGAUGAAGAAAAUUCAAAUUGGAUGUGUUUCAUAAGGAGGGCUGAAUCAUAUGAAGAACAAAAUUUAGUUGUCAGCCAACAAGAAAAUAGUCUUUAUUUCACUGUAAUUAGAAACAUAUUGCCGAAACAGGAACUUAAGGUUGGUUACAGCUUCAUAUACGCUAAUCAGCAUAACUUACCUGCUUUGGAAAAAAAAAUAGUGGAGGAGCAGUGGCUUUGUUUCGAGUGUACCGAAUAUUUUGCAACUUCUGAAGAUCUUCAAAAACAUUUGUCAGUUCAUGAAGAAAGAGGAGAAUCGGUAAAAUUCAGAAAAAAAAAUUGGAAAAGCAAGAAAAAGCUGCUGAAAGUUGCUAUCACAGAAGCAUGGCAAUGUAAAAUUUGUGAGGAAGUGUUCAACCCUCCUAAAUAUAGUGUGCUUAAACAACAUUUAUUGAAGAAACAUAAUGAAUGCAAUGAUAAUGUUGAAGAAAACUUUUUAUUGAUAAGAAACUACAAGUGCGAGAAAUGUUACCUUGUCUUUCAAUCUGAGAAUCUUUUCAAAGUGCAUAACCUUCAACACAGUGUGGAUUUGAACAACGACGAAUUUGACAAUGAAACUUGUCAUGUUUGUCCAGCAUGUAACAGAAAAUUUGUUACUAAGAAGCAAUUGGUUAUGCAUGUAUCAUCUCACUCUUUGCCGAAAUAUAAAAUAAUUCCCGAACGCUUCCAAUGUCCAAUUUGUUAUACAUCAUAUCCAUUGAGGGAACGUCUUCAGAGACAUAUGCUAAUUCAUGGUCCUGAGGAAUCAAAGCCUCUGCAAUGUCAUCAGUGCAAAAAAAGAUUCAUGACUAAUUCGGCAUUAAUUUGCCAUUUGAAAACUCACAUAUCCGGAGAAAAUAUUUAUGAAUGUCCAAUAUGCAAGGAUCGUUUCGAUAAUGUGCCAAAAUUGAAAGCACAUGUCCAAAAACAUUGUGUAAACAAUACGUAUACAUGCCCCCAGUGUAAUAAAAAAUUCAAAGCGUACAGUAUUAUUCGCAAGCAUAUACGAGCUUUUCAUAGUGAACAGAAGCAUAUUUGUCAACAUUGCUCCAAAGAAUUUCCAACUAUGGAUAAGUUGAAGAUACAUUUAUUGAAGUACUCAGACCACAGGGAGUUCUUAUGUUCGAACUGCGGCAAACAAUUCAAAAGGAAGGACAAACUGACCGAACACUGUAAAAGAGUACAUUCAGAAGAAAGGGAGAACAAUAAGCCCAAAGCAAUAACGAAUGAUAAAAAUGAAUCGAAGAAGUUUAUCCCUAAAGUUGAACCUACUGAUUUUCAUAGAUUCAUUUACAAAUGUCAUCCAUGUUUAAUUGGUUUCAAGAGAAGAGGUAUGCUUGUCAAUCAUUUGGCGAAACGCCAUCCUGACAUCAGUCUGGAUUCAGUUCCUGAACUUAAUUUGCCAAUACUGAGGGCUACCAAAGAUUAUUAUUGUCAAUAUUGUGAUAAAGUCUACAAAAGCAGUUCCAAGCGGAAGUUACACAUUCUAAAAAAUCACCCUGGAGCAGCUUUACCGAUAAGCAAUAGAAAGCAAGGAGUGUAUCAAGAAGUUGCUGGUCUACCUAACAUGUCUUUUUCUCAAACAGUAGGAAGCGUAACUACAUCUCCACAAAGUUGUAAAUGGUGCCAUAAGCAGUAUGCAAGUAAGGCAAAACUGUUACAUCAUCAGAGGAAAGAACAUUUGGGCAAUUUAAAACAGUCGCAAGAGGACAAUGACGAUAAGUCAAAUAAAGAUGUCAAUACUUCGGAGGAGAUCAGAGAAAAUGACGAACAAGAAUUUCCAAUUUAUAAGCAGAAUGAUUAUGUGGUAACAGAUAAAGUCUUCGAUACCAACAUUUCUGAGGAAUUUGUAGAUGAUCCAGAACCGGAUAUUCAUUUUGAACAUUUGGAAAAUAUUGGUGAGAAUGAAGUUUUCAAUCAGAAUGAGACAUUUGGUCUUCCGAAUUCGCAUUUAUAUCGACUUCUCACAAAUGCAAAUAAUAUGGUACCACCACGUUGAGGCAAUUAUGAAAUAAGAUAUGAGACACUAUUUCAAUCACUAAUUGAAGGAAAGUGAAAAUUGUCAAAAGUCAAGGGAUUGGUUGGGAAAUAUUUUGCCAAAGAACGGUAGGCAGGUAUUGUUCACACUCUGGAUAUUACUUACAUAGAUAUGUCCAUGGUAUUCUAUCUUCUGGGUGUAUUCAGUGUCUCAGAAGUAUCAAGAACUGCUUCAUGAAUUUGCUAAAUAUGCUUGAAAUAUCUAGUGCAAUGAUGAUUUGUCAAGGUUUUCAAAUCAUCAAUAGGUCAAUGUACUUAUACUACAAAUUUUUGGGAAUGAGAGAAUAUUAUACCAGUAUAGUUUUCGAAAAUAGUUUUGAGAGACAUUAGAUGGCAAUAUUUUGUUAUGCCUGUUGUUGAUCUUGUAAUAAUUCAGAUAAGUAGCCCUUUUUAAUUGAUAGAGAACUGCUAUCGUGAAUUUUUAAGACCGAUAUUGGGUCAUUUUGGUCUAUUGGGUUAUUUUAAAUUCCGAUACUUGGACUAUUUUGAUAUUUUUUAUAAUAUCAACAAUUGUGAGUUUCAUGAACCAAGUAAGUGAUUUAUUUAUUAUAAAAUAUUCAAGCUCCAUUCGAAAUGAGAUUCAAUGGUCUUUAUAUUUGAACUGAAUUAAAAAUAAUGGUAUUUUUUCAUGAUUAGACAAAUGAGAAGUUUUAAUUAAGUAUUGUGUUCUUUUGAUUAUUGUUGUUUGAAAAUGAGAAUUCCAAAUUGUCCAAAUGAAUAUUUGAUUUGUUUACUAAAAAAAUGAAUUUGAAUUUGCUAUUUUUUGAAAUUUCUUAUACUUGAUGUCAACUUGAUAAUUUUUAUGCGUCUUUGAAAUGAAAACUGUUUGUGAAUUUGAAAGGAAGAACAAUUAUUUCUUUAGCAACUGAAAUAAAUAUGUUGGAAGUGUGGCAUCAUAAGUAUGAUUGAAUUGAUUCAUUUUGAGCCAAAGGCGGUUUUAUUGAAAUCAAAUUUGAAAAUUUCCCAUUUAUUUGAUUGUAAUUUUUAAUGAUUAGUAAAAAUGAAUAAAAAUAUUCUGGAUGAA
Molecule: messenger RNA, 4400 nt
Organism: Harmonia axyridis
Lineage: Eukaryota; Metazoa; Arthropoda; Insecta; Coleoptera; Coccinellidae
Product: PR domain zinc finger protein 10-like
Exons: 12
Coding region: 231-3338 (1035 amino acids)
Biological process (GO): regulation of transcription by RNA polymerase II
Cellular component (GO): nucleus
Molecular function (GO): RNA polymerase II transcription regulatory region sequence-specific DNA binding; DNA-binding transcription factor activity, RNA polymerase II-specific; protein binding
Source: RefSeq, a predicted model, not a curated record